AGCUUGAAAAGAUGAGCCAAACGAGCUCCAUGAAGCUGCUGGGCGCCCGCAACAUGUCCUGCAUUGUGGAGCGCAUGGAGUGGAACAACAAGAUGGACCUGAUUGCCUACGGAACGGAAAAGGGCGAGGUGGUCAUCCAGCGGCUCAACUGGCAGAAGAUCGUCACCUUUCCCACGCCCGGCGAGGAUGUGCGGGUGCGCUCCCUCAGCUGGCAGAUGGACGAAACGCUCCUGGCCGUGGGCUACAGCAAUGGCAAGGUGGCUCUGCUGGACGCCGAGAGCGAGACGAUCAUCUCGGGCCUCAUCUACGAGGAUGACAUCAAGAAGGUCUACUUCAGCAAGGCCAUCAAUGCGCAGGAGAACUUAGGCACCUACACCUGCAAUGCGAAGGACAAGCACCGCCGGUUCCUGCCCAAACUGCAACCGCUGACCAAUAUCGAUCCCUGUCUGAAAACCCUCGACCAGAAGUCCUUUCCCAAGGGUUCGCCCUGCUUCCUCGUGGUCAUCAUGCGCAGCGGCAAGGUGCAUCUACUGCUGCUCGGCGCCCUGCAGGCGGGCAGCAUUGAUCUCACCCAGCACAUCCUGCAUCCGGAGCAGUUCGAUGUGUACGAUGUGCGGCUAAAUGGCGACUUUAAUGCCAUCUAUGCCCUGCUGAGGGACGGCCAGGAGCUGAAGAUGCUGCACUUUCACAACCAGGUGCUGCAGGAGUGCAUGGCGCCCAUGCUGGAGCUGGCCACGCACUGUGCGCACAUCCUGGAAACUAAGAACUACAUAAACGACACACAGCAAUGCCUGACGGAGGCCUGGGAGACCGUGCAGCUGGAGAUGGACAACAAGCUGACCAAGUACGCCAAUUCCCAGCCCUACGGCUUGAUCUCGGCCCAUUUUUUGGAGCUGCACGUCUUUGGAUUCGCUACCUUCGAGGUGGAGGAGUUUCUGUUCGAAACGCUGUCCGAGAAGGGCUUCAAGAAGAUCGCCAACUCGGUGGACUUGAGUCUGAGCAAUCUGCAGAGCCUGGUGUUCAAGCAGCUCAAUGGAUCCGCCAUCAACAUGUUCUAUUUCCUCAACACAAUCGCCGGCUUUGGUCGCAUGUCGCAUUUCUUCGAGUCCCUCAUCUCACCCGAGGUGGCCAAUGAGGCAAUGCGCGCCUGCGGAGCCUUCGUGCUCAAAGUACACGAACUGCAGCGAACGAUCGACACUUUGGUGUACGACAUGAAGCUCUUUCACGCCUGGAUGAUAUUCACUAUACUCCGGCUGUCGCAUCAGGAGAUUCCCGACGACCUGGUGCUCACCGAGGAGGAGAAUAUAGCAAUGGCCGACUUUCUGUGCGCCAUGGAACCCGAGCUGGAGGAUCGCAGCGAUGAUGAUGAGGGGGAAGACGAUGUGGAGCCGCUUUCCGAGGUGGAACUACCCCAGGCACGCAGCAAAUUCAAUCUGGAGCGAGUGGGCCAGUAUCUGGAGAAUGCCUACUUGUCGCAGCCGCACACCCGGGAUCCCAGCCAGCUGUGGGAGGAGAUGGUGGCGGAGAAUGAGUGCCUAAAUGACUGCCGGCUGUUCGUCCCGCACGACAAGCAACUCUCGCUCGUCCAGCAGCGCGACAAGAUGUUCAAUGCCAUCGAUGCAGUGUUUCACAAGCCAACGGAGAGCAUUAGCGGAAGUUUUAAGCUUUCCUCCGCCGUGAUUUGCAACGAUCUGCCGCCCAUGGAACCGGGCGAGGGGCUGGAGGAUCGGGAGAUAGUGACCUGCAGCUAUUACGUGAACGAGGCCGCGCGCAGCGACAUGUUGGCCUGCACGAUUAGCUGGCAGGAGGCCAUGAUCCUGGAGGUCAGUCGGGCGGGCGAUGGCCUGGUGCGCUGCAUGCGCAUUCAACUGGAGCCGGGAUUGUUCUCCUCGGCCCAUGAGGAUUUCUACAAUCUGCGCUUCGUCGAUUUGCAGUUCUACAACGAAUCCUCGCUCUCGAUUCUCGCCCAGUCCACGAGCGCCGUUUCUGGCAUGCGUCCGCACAGCUUCUUUAUACAAUUCUCGCUGAGUGCGGCGCGCAAUCAGUGCACCCAGCAUCAAAUGGGACCGCUGGUCAAGCUGAAGGAGGCCACCGUGACGCACAGCAUCCACGAUGUGGUCGAUGGGGCCGCCUUUAAGGGUUUGGAUGGCCUCUGCGACAUGCUGGCCGUCUCGGGCAGCCGGAAAGUGGCCACAGUGCUGUCCGAUCGCAAGCGCAAAAUGACCAUUUUCGAAAUGGAGAUCGAGGAGGAGGAGGACGACACGGAGAUGUCGCAGGCCUCGUUCCUCGAGAUCAGCAAGGAGUCGGUGCUGGCCGGGGUCGUGGAUUCGGAGAAGCCAGAUGGGUAGUUCUUUAGUCUUUAUAAAUUCAAAUGGAAUGAUAAUUAUAAUUUGAUAAUUUAAGAUC
This is a messenger RNA of Drosophila takahashii, 2406 nucleotides long. It is a transcript of the gene APC4, whose product is annotated as anaphase-promoting complex subunit 4. Gene Ontology annotation, cellular component: anaphase-promoting complex; nuclear periphery. The record is from RefSeq and is a predicted model, not a curated record. Gene Ontology annotation, biological process: protein K11-linked ubiquitination; regulation of mitotic metaphase/anaphase transition; anaphase-promoting complex-dependent catabolic process. Lineage: Eukaryota; Metazoa; Arthropoda; Insecta; Diptera; Drosophilidae. Gene Ontology annotation, molecular function: protein binding.